UCGAAGCCUGCCGGGAUUAAACUUUUACCUCGCUCUUACUCUCAUUAUGUUGGGGCUUGAUUUGGUGAUUCUGACAAGGGGUGGGUCUGAGUUAGAAAAAUCGGGUCUUGUGGUUCCCGUAACGCGUUCCAUCCUUAGUUCUGAUAUUGACACCAUAUCUAGAUUCCAAGGGCGUAGCCAGUGGGUCGAUUUCAAGGGGCAAAAUUUUUUUCCAUUUUUAUUGCCGCAGGAGAAAAUUUUAAGAAUUUGGACGGUCAUAGGCGAAAAAUUGCACUUUUUUGAUCCUCUCCUCAAAUUUUUUCCCUUUCCCCAUUUCGGGGUGGGGUUAGCCUCAGAAGAACCCCCUAGCUGCGCCCUUGUCUAG
Molecule: messenger RNA, 364 nt
Organism: Meloidogyne enterolobii
Lineage: Eukaryota; Metazoa; Nematoda; Chromadorea; Rhabditida; Meloidogynidae
Source: the annotation of a GenBank genome assembly